AUGUCCGCUGCUGCCGCCGCCGGUAUGACGCCGCCCCUGACGGAGGAUCACCUCGAGAAGAAGCCCAUCAAGUUCUCCAACUUGUUGCUCGGCAGUGGUCUCAACCUCUUCGAGGUCACCACCCUCGGCCAGCCUCUGGAGGUCGUCAAGACCACCAUGGCUGCCAACCGAGGCGACUCAUUCGCCACGGCGCUCAGUCGCAUCUGGAGUCGUGGUGGUGUCUUUGGAUCUGACGUCUCGCAUACAGUCUACCAAGGACUUGUCCCCUGGGCCUGGAUUGAGGCCUCGACCAAAGGUGCCGUGCUGCUCUUCGUCGCCUCCGAAGCCGAAUACUACGCUCGAAAGGCCGGCGCGUCGGAGUUCGGAGGUGGUAUCCUCGGUGGUGUCACUGGUGGUGUUGCUCAGGCCUACGCCACCAUGGGCUUCUGCACAUGCAUGAAGACGGUCGAGAUCACCCAGCACAAGCUGGCCGCCGCCGGUGUGAAGCCCCCGAGCACCUUUGCGACCUUCAUGGACAUCUACCGCAAGGAGGGCAUCCGGGGCAUCAACCGCGGCGUCAACGCCGUGGCCAUCCGCCAGAUGACCAACUGGGGCUCCCGAUUCGGCCUGUCUCGUCUCGCCGAGCAGGGUAUCCGCCGCGCUACCGGCAAGGAGCACGGGGAGAAGCUGGGCGUCACCGAGAAGAUCCUCUCGUCCGCCAUCGGUGGUGGUCUGUCCGCCUGGAACCAGCCCAUCGAGGUCAUCCGCGUCGAGAUGCAGAGCAAAAAGGAGGACCCCAACCGCCCGAAGAACAUGACGGUCGGCAACACUUUCAGAUACAUCUACCAGAACAACGGUCUGAAGGGUUUAUACCGUGGCGUUGCACCGCGUAUUGGACUUGGCGUUUGGCAGACGGUUUGCAUGGUGGCCAUGGGCGAUAUGGCCAAGGCGUACGUCGAGAAAUUGACCGGCGAGAAGGUCACUGCGAAGCAUUAG
Anthostomella pinea is the source of this 975-nucleotide messenger RNA. Lineage: Eukaryota; Fungi; Ascomycota; Sordariomycetes; Xylariales; Xylariaceae. The record is from the annotation of a GenBank genome assembly.